Messenger RNA from Pangasianodon hypophthalmus (striped catfish), 4062 nucleotides. RefSeq lists its product as uncharacterized. Gene Ontology annotation, cellular component: membrane. Lineage: Eukaryota; Metazoa; Chordata; Actinopteri; Siluriformes; Pangasiidae. The transcript is spliced from 8 exons. The record is from RefSeq and is a predicted model, not a curated record. The coding region runs from base 280 to 1341 and encodes 353 amino acids.
GCGCGCCGCUCGCAGGGCGGAAGUUGUUAUUGUUUACAAUGUGUACAAGUUUUGCUUUAGCAGCGUAAUAGUGUGCACGCUUUCCUUUUGAAUAGAGAUGAGCAGAAAUGAAUCGAAAUGAAAGCAGUGCGAAUGUUUCCACGGUCGGUUGAACGUGGAGCCGGUUUCGAAUGAAGUGCUAGUUAGCUUAGCUGCUCGAGUCGCCUGUGUUUGUUUGUUUAUUUAUUUAUUUAUUUGAAUUGAAAUGAACGUGUGUGUGAGAAUAGACUGAACCUCAUCAUGCCUUCGUAUGAAGAAUGGAAGAAAAACAUUUACUUCUAUUACUGUGUUAAAUUCACAUUAAACGUUUAUUCCAUGCUGUUUUCGUUUGUGGGCCUGUGCGUGCUGUGUGUGGGCGUGUAUGCCGAGGUGGAGAGGCAGAAGCACCGCACGCUGGAGGGAGUGUUUCUGGCCCCGGCUGUGGUUCUCAUCCUGCUGGGUCUGGUCAUGUUCUCCGUGUCUGUGGUGGGAAUGUUGGGUUCACUGCGCGACAACAAAACUCUGCUGCACAUGUUCCUCAGUGUGCUGUCUGUCCUGCUGGCGCUCCAGUUUCUCGCACUCAUCGUCGCUCUGCUGUUUGAGAAAACGACGUCCGAAUUGUUCCAGAAGAACAUACGGCAAGGCAUCAAGCACUACUACGAUGACCUGGACUUCAAGAACAUCCUGGACUACGUGCAGGAGAAGUUCUCCUGCUGUGGAGGUGAUGAAUAUAAAGACUGGGAGGUGAAUCAGUACCACUUCUGUAACGGCACCGGGCCUCUGGCCUGCGGCGUUCCUUACACCUGCUGCGUCCGGAAAAAAGAACCUGGAGAAGUAGUAAACACACUGUGUGGCUAUAAGACUCUUACCAAACAGCGUGAAGAUCUGGCCGAUGUCAUACACGUGCGUGGAUGUAUUCAUGCUGUAAACCUGUGGAUGGGCGACAACAUCGGGGCCACGAUAGGAAUCUGCUGCGCUGUGGGGUUGCCUCAGUUUCUGGGCAUCCUGUUGAGCUGCAUCUUCUGGAACCUUCUGGUGGAGAUGAGCGAAUCCGUAGACAUGGUGGACUUCAAGAUACUCAAGAAGGCUGGAUUCAACUACAACGAGCUGGACCUGUCCGGCGCCGGCUGGUGCAUGUGCCUGCCCCGUGUUGGCGGCUACCUGCCUAUACCUCACGCAGAACCAGAACCGGAGCCGGAAGCAGAAGCCCUGAGCCCAGAUCUUGAUGACCCUGUGACCUUAGAGCAGAUGCAGGCUGAGAUGUCCCUCAACCUAUCAAAACAAGACCAGCUCGGAAUGGAUGAGGUAGACAAUCGUGUGUAGAGGGAACCGAGGUGCAUCUCCUUCAGUUGUUUGUAAUUUAACUGUGAUUUUUUUAAUUUAUUUUUUUCAGUUUAGAUAUGAAGAGCACUAGCUCUUUUAUUGCACUGUCGAGUCUUGCACUACGCACCGGGUUCAUUGUCAACAGAAAAAGAUUUUCAUUGAGCCUUAUAAAUUAGACAAUGCAUACUUUCUCACUAAGCUGUCGAACAUAAUGGAUGUGAUUUUUAUGAUUUUUUUUUAAAAAAAAAUCCAUUUUAAACACAUUUCUACAUUUUUACCUACACAAAAGGGAUUUGUUUUAGAUUUGUUGGGUUUAGCUUGUUGUAUUCAUCAUGUCGUAUUUUAAUUGUGAAUCAUUUGAUUGACAACUGAAAUGUUCAGAUUUUUUUUUAAAGCAUCUCAUUUUAAAAAGUGAAUUUGGAUCAGAAAUCAGGGUGAAAUUAUUAUUUAUUUCUAUUUGCUUUUUAUUUAUUUGUAACGCUUUGUAAAUGAACAUAAGUGUGUAGGUACUGUAUGUGUAGAUGUUAGAAAAGCCAGGUGAUGUUAAUCUUAUUGAUUUGGCACUAGGAACUGAAGCAACGAAAUUGAAAUGUUCCUUAGCUUAAAUUUUUACAUUUAUUUAUUUAACUUUUUUCCAACGAUCAGAUUGUUUCCAUUUGAGUAGGGAUGCAUUGAUAUUAAUACUGAUAUCAGGUAUUUCAAUUUCAAUAGAAAUCCAUUACCAGGUGAUGCUAGUUGUAGGUUCAAACGAAACUGAAGCGAUCUGUGCAUAUUUAAUGAUUAAUAAUUGGACUGCAUAUGGUGGAAAUAUCCAGAGCAGCAACUACAGCAUCAUCCUUCAAUACAAGUCACCUGAUGAAACAUUUGAGGAGUUCAUCAUGGCAGCAGAUGCUAGCUAAGUUAGGUGAGUGAAAAUUACAGCUCUUACCCAGUAUGUUGUUCUUGACAGUCUGCUGCUAUUGAUCAUUGACAGUGAGGGAUUGAGAUUGAAACAUACGUUUUUUGGAAGUGAAAUAAAACCUGCUCUAGAUCCGAAGUAACUAAUGUAACUAGCUAACUUGAUUUAAAAUCAACUCGCUAACAUUAUAAAGAAAGAGGCCACUACUUGAACAUAAACAAAGCUAAAUAAAAUGUUCCGUUCCUUUCCAAGUUAUUACUCAUUACUGCGGUGUCAGUAUCGUUAUCGAACACUACCACGCAAAAAAACAUCCACGCAUAUUUCGUACUGAUCCGUAUCGAUGCAUUCCAAUGUUUUUUUUGUUUUUUUUUUUCCCAGAAUGUACGCUUACACCAAGUAGCCAUAAUCACUUCAGUGUCCAGUCAGUUAUUAUACACAGCUAGUGGCAUAUAUGGUAGCUGUUUCACGCUGUUUCUGAAAUUUUUCACGUUAGUUAGCUGUGUCACGCUCAUGACAUUCUUCUUUUCUUGGGAAAUGAAAUCAGGCAUUCGAUUUGAAGCUACUGUUCCUGUUUACAAUCCUGUGGGUAGAAAUUGACACUAAUUCAGGACAACUCAUUGCCUUAGUCACUUAGUCGUUUUUUGUUUUUUUUCCAGUGAUACCUCAGGCUAUUUCGUAAUAGCCCUGACUAUUUGCGAGUGAUUUUUACAUUUUUUUAAUGGUAAGAAGAAAAUCACUUUGAAGAUCAGAAACAUAAUGUUUAUAAUAAUGCAAUCGAUUUUUGUUCAGUAUUUGUGCUUUGUCAGUUAAUGUGCUGUAACCUCAAGUGCAAGUGCUUUUGUAAAUUAUUAAAAUACUAAGGGAGAUCAAAACUGGUAUUUUAAAGGUGCUUUGAUGACUGCAGUUUGUAGUCAUUUAAAAAAAAAAAAGAAGUUUUUUUAAAGGAAUUUUUUGGACUUUCACAACAAAUGAAGUCAGGCAGACAAGGUAGUUGGUUAUGAACAAACCUUUUGUGUAAAUUUCUGCCACGAAACACAUCCAGUUCUUCAAUGCUACUGUGGUUAAAGACAUGUGCUGACAUCUACAAACAUGACCAAACUUCACUGUAACAUUAGAGGAUUUUUUACAGGAGAGCUAAGAGUUUGAUCUUUAUCUUAAACACAUUAAUACAAAGUAUAGCCCUAUUUGGACGGGAUUUACUUUACGUGGUGCACUCCAGUAAUUCCAUCAUUUGCACCUGCUACACAUUUGACUUGAUUUUUCAUGCAUGCCACUAUAUAUAUAUAUAUAUAUAUAUAUAUAUAUAUAUAUAUAUAUAUAUAUAUAUAUAUAUAUAUAUAUAACAUAAUACUGUAAAUUAAUAAAAAUGAACAACUGGAGACAUUUAUUAUGCUGUACUUAGACCACGGCGCUGUAGAAUUUAGUUGGCGCUGUAGUUUCAACACAGAGAUGUGUAAAAAAUGUUAUUACAAACGUCACCCAGAGACACUAAUCCCAUCCGAAUAGGGCGAAUUACUGCUAUUUUACAAGUUUCUUUUUAAAAAAAAAAAAAAAAAUUGGUUUUGUUUAAUAAUGUGGCUUAAAGCAAGUAUAUGAUGUUUCUCCUCAUUCUUUGUUCACUACAUUGUCCUCAUCAUUCCAACGCAUUAACUAAAGAAGCACGUCUCACCUGAUCGACUGCAAUUAAAUUGCAGAAAAUUGUACAUUAUGUUUUUGGCCGUACUGUUCCUUUAAGCUUGUUGCUGAAGACAGAAGUCUUCCACACCACUGGCCUUAUGAAAAGCCCACUGCAGUCCCUGUUAAUAAAAUAUGACUUGCAUUAA